GUAUGAAGGGUAUGAAAGUGGGAGUAUACAGAUCAGAUACAAAUUGAAGUAGAGGUAUUCGAAAGUUGAGAGGAAUGCUUAAGUGAACGUUGUGUCUGCGUAAUUCUGUUACGCGAAGUUAUUAAAUUACGAAUUAAUGGUAUUCCGUGUAUAGAAUGGCAGUUCCAGAAAAGGGUGAAGUUACCAAACUACAGCAGCAUUUGUCACUGUUGAAAGAGGAGUACGUGAAACUUCAAGCACACUGCAUUGAAUUGGAAAGAAAGUAUGCACUUGUUGCAUCAACUACCGGCGAAGUAAAUGAAAACAGCUUUGUAGCGAAACUUUUGCGUACUGUAGCAGAAUUGUUUGAUCAGCAUCUUUACAGUGAUAUGAAGGUGAAAUUAAAUGGACGGCUCAUUCCUGCUCAUCGGUUUGUGUUAGCAGCUAGAAGUGAAUACUGGGGUGUCCCGUCUUUGGUUGAUGUUGAUUUUCUUGAUUGGAGUGAUCUUGUUCCAGAAGUUGGAACUGCAAUGCUCAAGUGGGUCUAUACAGAUCAGGUGGAUUUCUCCCAUGGUGACAGUUUCACUCUUGACCUCAUGAGAACUGCAAAUGUAUACAAGCUAGAAGAUCUUGUUGCCAAGUGUGAAAAGGCUCUAAUGGCAUCCGUCAAUGUCCGAAACUGUGUGAGAUUCUACACAACAGCUGAUGAGAUUGGUGCUGAAACACUGAAAGAACAUUGUUCUGGACUUAUCUCAGCACACUGGGAUGACUUCACAAGUGAAGACUUUGCGCAUAUGAGUGCACCUCUACUGUUUCGGAUGUUCAAGUCAAAAACAGGAUUCCCCCUGCAUGCAGCUGUGAGACUGCAGAGAGAAGAUGUUGUGUUCCUUUACCUGGUGGAGAAUAGUGGUGAUCUGACAACACUUGUGAAUCAGCUGGAUGGACGUGGAGAAUUGCCAUUAGAUAUAGCACUAUGUGCAGGGCAAACCAGCAUAGCUCGGACUCUGGUGGAGCACCAAGCAGAUCUCGAUGCUAGGGAUACCCGUGAUUAUACAUUGCUGCAUCGAGCUGUUGAAAGAGGUGACAAGUACUCUGCAAGUUUUCUAAUAAAUCAUGGUGCAUCUGUGGCCACUGUAACUCCAGAGCUGGGUGACACUGCCUUGCACACGAUUGCAAGUUAUUCACCCAGUACUUCAGAGACUGACGUCAUUACUGCCAUGACAGAUGUUGCAAGACAGAUGUUGGAAAAGGGGCUUGAUCCUAACCUUCAGAACAAGCAAGGCUUUACUCCUCUCCACUUGUCAGUGAUGGCACGCAACGAAGCAAUUUUCUCUCUCCUACUGAGCCACACCGCACAGCCUGUAGAUUUAAAUCUUCGCACUCAUGAGGGUCACGCAGCCCUCUGGUUUGCCUUGCUUACAUCUCUGGAGUAUGGGGAAGAAAGUUUUGCUACACGUCUGUUGAAGAAUGGAGCUUCCCCAAAUCCUAUCUAUUCAGCGUCUUCUGACUCUCUCCUCCAUCUUGUCUGCAGAGAAGGUUUGGAAGAAGCAGGCCUAUUAUUAUGUUUGCAUGGAGCAAACGCUAAUCAUGUCAAUAAGAAGGGGGAGAGCCCACUUCAUGUGGCAUGUUCCAAAGGCUUAAGCAAGUUAGUUGGAGAGCUGCUUAAAGCUGGUGCAAACCCUAACCUGCAAACUCUUCAGAUUCAUGAUGGUGGUUAUAAUAGCACUGGCAAAAGCGAAGCUGUUACCUUCAAACAAACUCCACUACAUGUUGCCAUUGUUCAGAAACAGGAAGGAGCCAUAAGAGCCAUCAUUGAUCAUAAAAAGUCAAGAGAAUCAAAAUCCAUUCCUGUGAAUUUCAACCUGAUGGAUUCCUCUGGAAAUACUCCACUCUCUUUGGCUCUGGUAACAGGGAUGCAGCACAUGGUAGCUGUAUUGAUUCAGGGUGGUGCUGAUGUAAAUGUCCGGAGUGGAAAAGGUUUGACUCUCCUGCAUCAGGCAAUCCUGAAGGAAGACUCUGAAACAGCAAUUUUCCUGUUAGAUCAAGGUGCUGACAUGAAUGCAGUAACCACAGACAAUGAGACUCCACUUCAGCUUAGUAUCAAAUGUCAGUUGCCAGAUGUGGUUGAUACCCUUUGUAGAAGAGGUGUUGAUGUGUCCGUCGUAGAUGCUAACAAUAAUUGCCCUCUGUGGGUAGCAUUAGAAACUGGCCAAGAGAACAUUGCAUCAAUCCUUGUUCGGAAUGGAGUUGACACAGACUGCUGGGGAAUUGGUCCUGAAGGAUGUUAUCAGACAUUACUUCACAGAUCUAUAGAUGAAAACAAUGAGCAGAUUGCUCGGUUUUUAAUUCAAAGUGGCUGUGACCUGAACUCAGCCAGAAGACCUGGCCCUGGAGGUCGAGGUGGUGAUGAAGCUCGUGACCAGGCCAGUCCAUUACACCUUUGUUGUCAGUGGGGUCUGGAGACAGUAGUGCAAACACUUGUGGAACAUGGGGCUGCCAUUAACAGCAGGGAUGCAGAAGGAAAGACUCCACUUCAUGUUGCUAUUCAGAACCAGCAUCCAUCCAUCAUCUCUUUGUUAUUAUGCCAUCCAAGAAUUGACCUCUCAAUCCGGGACAAGAGUGGAUUAACUCCUUUUGCCACAGCUCUCACCUACAGGAACAACAAGGCAGCUCAGGCCAUUCUUGAUAAGCUACCCACAGCAGCUGAGCAGUAUGACAGCCGGGGUCGCAACUUCCUGCACAUGGCUAUUCAGAAGAAUGAUAUGGAAAGCGUUCUGUUUCUGCUGUCAAUCCAUGUGGAUGUCAAUUCACGAGUUCAGGAUGCUUCACAGACUCCACCACUUCAUCUAGCUGCAGCCUCAGGUUCAGAGAUGCUUGUGCGGAGCCUGUUAUUGGCUGGAGCUAGGACUGAUGAUCGUGAUGCACACCGUUGUACAGCCCUGCACGUGGCAUCUGCUGCAGGACAUGCCAGUGUGGUGUCAGCUCUGAUUCAGAAUGGUGCUAAUUUUGAUGCAACUGACUCAGAAGGUGACAAUGCCCUUCAUAUUGCAACGCGUGAGGGACAUCUUCCUGUGGCUCGUGCCUUGCUCACAGAAUCACAUCUUAAUGCUGAAGCUGUUAAUAUCAAAGGUCGCAAUCCAUUACAUGUUCUUGCCCGGUAUUCACGUGACACUUCAGCUGCCAUCUGUGAACUUUUUCUUGAGUGCAUGCCAGAGUAUCCACUUGAUAAACCAGAUCCAGAAGGGAACACAGCUCUACUGCUGGCAUAUAUGAAAGGGAAUGGAAAUUUGUGCCGCACAUUGGUGAAAGCUGGAGCUUGCCUUGGUGCAGUGAACAAAGAUGGCAUAACAAUUUUCAACUACCAGGUGGCAACAAAGCAACUUCUUUUCAGACUCUUAGAUCAUUUGUCUCAGGAGCCUCCUUGGGCAGAGGGAGACAUUUGCUUGGAAUGUGGUGCCAAGUUUGGACUCACCAUGAGGAAACAUCACUGCCGGCAUUGUGGUAGAAUUUUAUGCAGCAAGUGUUCAGAUCGAGAUGUUCCAAUUCUAAAAUUUGGAUUAAAUAAACCUGUCAGAGUGUGUGGGGUUUGUUUUGAUGUCUUGCAAGUUGGAAGUGCCUAAUACUUAUCCAAGUGUGUGUGUGUCAGAAAUAAAAAUGCCUGGUGAUAUAUUCCUUUCCAAAGUACUUUGGUAUGAAUGUUAAAAGGGCCAAGGAGUGAAGAGUAAACAGUGAGAAACAUGAAUGGUGUGAAAUGAAUUGAAAAGGGGGUUGGGAGUUAUGAAUACUGAAAUAUCAUAUAAAUUGAACAUAAAUAUGCAGAUUGUCAUUAAAUUCCAAUGGAAUUUUUGUCACUAAAAGAAUGAGAAGAAGAGAGAGUUGACAGUUGUCCUUUUUUGUAUACAAACAAUUCAGAAUCUCCUUAGCCAUUCUGUUUUGUUAUCUGGUCUGUUUUGGAUAAUUUUAUUAGAGACAUUACAUGAUAAAUGGCAUUUAUUACAAAUAUAUGCAUAUGUAAGAAAACAGAAAUAUUUCAUAUGGUUUCAAAUAUUUGAAAGUGACUGCAUAUGGUAAUAUGUAUUACAGGAGGAAAAUAUAUUAUUAUUAUUAUUAUU
Messenger RNA from Cryptotermes secundus, 4091 nucleotides. RefSeq names its product rabankyrin-5. Gene Ontology annotation, biological process: Golgi to lysosome transport; retrograde transport, endosome to Golgi. The record is from RefSeq and is a predicted model, not a curated record. Gene Ontology annotation, molecular function: NF-kappaB binding; small GTPase binding; metal ion binding. The transcript is spliced from 22 exons. Gene Ontology annotation, cellular component: endosome membrane; nucleus. The coding region runs from base 156 to 3599 and encodes 1147 amino acids. Lineage: Eukaryota; Metazoa; Arthropoda; Insecta; Blattodea; Kalotermitidae.